CUACCUUUUUAGGGGAGGCUGAAAUUGUGAUUAAGUUAGGUAUUGAACCCUGGUUUGGUGGCUUGGUCUGGCAUAAGUGACUUCACUUGGGCCUGUAGUUUUCUUUUUAACAGCAGUGCGGAUGACUUUGCUGUUGAGGAAAUGGAUUAAUCAGUGUUGGUAGCUGGGAGUAUGGUGAGCAAUAGAAUGUUUUAGGUAUUGGAAUCCAGAUUUUGGCUUUAUUAUCAGAAUGGGAAUGCAGUGGCUGGUGUGAGGGAAUUUGUUAAGGGAAAAGCCAGUUCAUUCUACAGUCUUCAGAAUGUCUUCCACAGAGGAUGGAUAAAGAGCCUUGAGGGUUUCCACUGCUAACUUACCAAUGAGCAGCAGGCUUUUCUUUCUUAUUCAACCUGAAUCUGAAGCCUUUUGGAGAGAGAGGGCUGUGCUGAGGGAAAGUCCACAGUGGGAGGAGCAGAGCGGUGUGUGACAGCAGGGCUUGGCACACUGGAGAUUCUCGGUAAACAUUGCUGACAGAACUCGUUUACAGAUGGUGGUUAAUUUAUGGGAACAGAUGACAUUUCCUGGUUCUACGAGAGUCAAGAUCAGGGAAACAGUAACAAGGAUAGCUUCUUUGGAAGUUAAAAAUAAAUACUCAAUCUUAAAAAUAGUUUUAGUUUGUGAAAAGUUUUUAACCGAUAGGGAUAAUUUCCAUGCUUCAGGUGGAUGUGGAGCAUCUCUUCUCAGGUGUUUUGGGCUUUGCAGCUUUGUUUAUAUAGUUAUAUAUAAAUAACUUGACAUUGUUCCAUUAAAUUAGAAAACUAAAAAAGCCUGGAGUUGUGUUGGUAAAUACUACUUUCUAGCAGAAUCACAUUAAUGAAAUCAGCUUAGGUACAGGAAAAAACCUAUUUUUUUAAAAAAAAUGCUCUGUAAAAGAGAAGGAUGAUCUUCCCUCACCCCAGUGUUAAAAAGCAAAAAAGCUUCAGUUUUGACUAUCGAUUAAAGUUUUCAUGCUGCCGUGUCUGGCACAGGAUUUGAGCUGUCAGGUUGCAUCCCUGCUAUAAACAGGAAAACUCAAGCUUAGCAUAAUGGUGGUCUUCUCCUCCUUCUCAUCUAAAUAUAAAGGCAUCUUGAGAAAAUAUAUUAUGCCUAUUACUAUAGUUCAACUCAAGUUUCCCUUUUAAACAAAUGCCAAAUAAGGCCAGUAAUAUUUCUUUCUUACAAAUUAAUUUUAGAUUUAGAAAAAACAAAAACUGCACUGAGCAUUUAAAGUCUAUACUCAUAUAAAUUAAAGACCAUUAAAUAAGGUCUGAUUUUCCUCAUGGUUCAAAACUCCAGAGGGAGGCCUUGCUGUCCUCACACAACCUGUUCCUUGAUUCAAUCCUGGAGAAACUUGAAACCUACUAUCUACCAGUUGACAGGCUGGAUGGGUGAGUCUUUUGUUUUCAGAGUGCCCUCUUGUGGGCAGUUUCCCUCAAGUGAGGCUCCGUGGUGCCUUGGAUGACCCUGGAGAUCAGCUUGAAAAUCUGUGCUCAGACAAGCAGCAAGGUGGAUUUUGGCUCACCUGGCCUGGUGAGGACCUCAGCAGGGUUUUGAUGCCAACGUGGGAGUGCAGGACCUCACAAAGCAGCCCCUCUCUCCCCACCUUGCUUUGAUGGAUGUUGAUAAAGAAGUGCUUCCUAGGAGCCGCAGCGGGCCUGGCCCGGCUCUCAGCACCUCCAGACCUGCAUAUUCUAGGCCUAUUUUGCAGUAAUGUCCGCCAGCCCCCUCCCCCCCUCCCCCCAGAACUCCAAGUCUGUCAGAGAACUCCAGUUGAAUUAGCUUUCUGGAAAGAUAGGUAAUAGUAAAAUGAUGGAUGGGAUUUUAACCCUGGGAAAGAGUUUUAUUUUGAAAACUUUUGGGUUUGGUUUAAAUAUAUUUGCUGUGACUUUGCUUUAGCCUCGGAUAAAGGUAUUAUAGAAGAUCUUUCUUUUAUUCUUUGGGAACUUAAUAUAAGGCUGUUCUUCCUAUCCAGUGGCACCUUGUGACAUGGUAAAAAUGAUAGAUGACUUUUAUUUUUUGUGUAAUCAGAAUUGAAGAAAUAUUUAGUUUUUCCUCAUGUUCCAUAUACAGGGGUGAAAACUAACCUAGGAUGGGUGGUCUGGAGCCAUGCGUCUCCUUGGGAUUCCUGGCUGGCUGCUUCUUCAGUUUGUGGGACAAGGUCCUUUCAAGGAAGGCUGGACCUCAUGGCUGAUGUCAAUGAUGUGGGAAGAAGCCACAUAAUGAUAAAGUCUUUAGAAGCACAGGCCUUGGGGUCAGAAGUACCUAGUGCAAAUCCCAACUCUGCUGCUUACUGUGUACACUCAUCUAACUCUCUACCUGAAAAAUAGAUCGAAGUGAUGCUACUGAUCCAGUAGCAUUUUAUGGAGACUAAUACGUGAGCACAGUGUGAUCUGCUGUCAUGGUUGAGAGUUGAGUUUUUAAAACCCUUGGCACAGAUGUCGUGAAGUCUGCAUUUGAAGGUUAUAAUGCUUGUGUCUUUGCGUAUGGACAAACUGGAUCGGGAAAGUCCUACACUAUGAUGGGAAAUUCUGGCGAUUCUGGCUUAAUACCUCGGAUCUGUGAAGGGCUCUUUAGUCGUAUAAAUGAAACCACCAGAUGGGAUGAAGCAUCUUUUCGAACUGAAGUCAGCUACUUGGAAAUUUAUAAUGAACGUGUGAGAGACCUACUUAGGCGGAAGUCAUCCAAAACUUUCAAUUUAAGAGUCCGAGAGCACCCAAAAGAAGGACCUUAUGUUGAAGAUUUAUCCAAACAUUUAGUACAGAAUUAUGGUGAUGUAGAAGAACUUAUGGAUGCAGGAAAUAUCAAUCGAACCACAGCAGCAACUGGGAUGAAUGACGUCAGUAGCAGGUCUCAUGCCAUCUUCACCAUCAAGUUCACUCAGGCAAAAUUUGAUUCUGAAAUGCCGUGUGAAACCGUGAGUAAGAUCCACCUAGUUGAUCUUGCUGGAAGUGAGCGCGCGGAUGCUACGGGUGCCACUGGGGUUAGACUAAAGGAAGGAGGGAAUAUUAACAAAUCCCUCGUGACUCUGGGAAAUGUCAUUUCUGCCUUAGCUGAUUUAUCUCAGGAUGCGGCAAACCCUCUUGUGAAGAAGAAGCAAGUUUUUGUGCCUUACAGGGAUUCUGUUUUGACUUGGUUGUUGAAAGAUAGCCUUGGUGGGAACUCUAAAACCAUCAUGAUCGCCACUAUUUCACCUGCUGAUGUCAAUUAUGGAGAAACCCUAAGUACUCUUCGCUAUGCAAAUAGAGCCAAAAACAUCAUCAACAAGCCUACUAUUAAUGAGGAUGCCAACGUCAAACUCAUCCGUGAGCUGCGUGCUGAAAUAGCCAGACUCAAAACACUGCUUGCUCAAGGCAAUCAGAUUGCCCUCUUAGACUCCCCCACAGCCUUAAGUAUGGAGGAGAAACUUCAGCAGAAUGAAGCAAGAGUUCAAGAAUUGACCAAGGAAUGGACAAAUAAGUGGAAUGAAACCCAAAAUAUCUUGAAAGAACAAACUCUAGCCCUUAGGAAAGAAGGGAUUGGAGUUGUUUUGGAUUCUGAACUGCCCCAUUUGAUUGGCAUUGAUGAUGACCUCCUGAGUACUGGAAUCAUCUUAUAUCACUUGAAGGAAGGUCAGACAUAUGUUGGUAGAGAAGAUGCUUCAACAGAACAAGAUAUUGUUCUUCAUGGCCUUGACUUGGAGAGUGAGCACUGCAUCUUUGAAAAUGUUGGGGGGAUGGUGACCCUGAUACCCCUGAGCGGGUCUCAAUGCUCUGUGAAUGGUGUUCAGAUCAUGGAGGCCACACACCUAAAUCAAGGUGCUGUGAUACUCUUGGGAAGAACUAAUAUGUUUCGCUUUAACCAUCCUAAGGAGGCUGCCAAGCUCAGGGAGAAGAGGAAGAGUGGCCUUCUGUCCUCCUUCAGCUUGUCCAUGACGGACCUCUCCAAGUCCUGUGAGAACCUGUCUGCGGUCAUGUUAUAUAACCCUGGUCUUUUCCCUAUAAAAGGACCCAUCUGUCUAAGACUUGAAUUUGAGCGGCAGCAGCGUGAAGAACUUGAAAAAUUGGAGAGUAAAAGGAAACUCAUAGAAGAAAUGGAAGAGAAGCAAAAGUCAGAUAAGGCAGAAUUGGAGCGGAUGCAGCAGGAGGUGGAGACCCAGCGCAAGGAGACAGAGAUCGUCCAGCUCCAGAUCCGCAAGCAGGAGGAGAGCCUCAAACGCCGGAGCUUCCAUAUUGAGAGCAAACUGAAGGAUUUGCUCGCUGAAAAGGAAAAGUUUGAAGAGGAAAGGCUGAGGGAGCAGCAGGAAAUCGAGCUGCAGAAGAAGAAGCAAGAGGAAGAGAGCUUUCUCCGAGUCAAGGAAGAGCUCCAGCGGCUCCAAGAACUCAACAACAAUGAGAAGGCUGAGAAGCUUCAAAUCUUUCAAGAGCUGGACCGGCUGAAAAGGGAGAAGGAUGAGCAGUAUGCCAAGCUCGAAUUGGAGAAGAAGAGGCUGGAGGAGCAGGAGAAGGAGCAGGUCAUGCUCGUGGUACAUCUGGAAGAGCAGCUGCGUGAGAAGCAGGAGAUGAUCCGGCUCCUCCGGCAAGGGGAAGUGCAGCGGGUGGAGGAGGAGAAGCGGGAUCUGGAAGGCAUCCGAGAGUCCCUCCUUCGGGUGAAGGAAGCCCGGGCUGAAGGGGAGGAUGAUGGUGAGGAGUUAGAAAGGGCUCAGCUCCAUUUCUUAGAGUUCAAGAGAAGGCAGUUGGUCAAGCUAGCCAACUUGGAGAAGGACCUGGUCCAGCAGAAGGACCUCCUGAGAAAAGAAGUUGAAGAGGAACAGGAACUCCUAGAGCGUUUAAAAUCUGCAGAAGAGGAAGACUCUAGGUUAUUGAAGAAAAAUGAUGCUAGCAUCACAAACGUUACCCUGCUGGCUCGAAAUGUGGAGAAGAUAAAGCCAGCAGAAUAUAGGCUGCAGUAUAAAGAACGCCAGCUCCAGUACCUGCUGCAGAAUCAUUUGCCAACCCUAUUGGAAGAAAAGCAGAGAGCAUUUGAAAUCCUUGACAGAGGUCCCCUUGGCUUAGACAACACUCUUUAUCAAGUGGAGAAAGAGAUGGAAGAAAAAGAGGAACAGCUUGCCCAGUACCAGGCCAACGCGAGCCAGCUGCAGAAGCUCCAGGCCACCUUCGAAUUCACUGCCCACAUUGCACGUCAGGAAGAAAAGGUGAGGAAGAAGGAAAAGGAGAUCCUGGAGUCUCGGGAGAAGCAGCAGAGGGAGGCGCUGGAGCGAGCUGUGGCCAGGCUGGAGAGGAGGCACUCAGCCCUGCAGAGGCGCUCCACCCUGGGCCUGGAGAUCGAGGAGCAGAGGCAGAAGCUCGCCACGCUCCACAGCAGCAGCAGCGAGCAGUCUGGGCUCCAGGCCAGCCUGGAAGCUGAACAGGAAGCCCUGGAGAAGGACAGGGAGAGAUUAGAGCAUGAAAUCCAGCAGUUGAAGCAGAAGAUCUGUGAGGUUGAUGGUGUUCAUAAAGCGCAUCAUCGGACCUUGGAGGGGAAGGCUCCUUCUCCCAGCUUGCCAUCCAGUACUGAGAAGUCACACCUGGUCCCUCUGAUGGAUGCCAGGAUCAAUGCUUACAUUGAAGAAGAAGUCCAAAGACGACUUCAGGAUUUACAUCGCGUGAUUAGUGAGGAUGGUGAUGCAUCUGCAGAUGUGGUGAAGGAUAAUGAGAAACUCCACAAUGGCACCAUUCAACGCAAGCUAAAAUAUGAGAAAAGGCGUCUUGUCCCACUGCGGCCCAGAGAUGUUCCUGACACUUCCAGCAGAGAAGAGGGGAGGGAGGUGGAUCAGAACCACCACGAAGAUCAUCCCUUGGCAUGGAGCAUCUCAGGCGCUAUGGCUCCCUUCUCAGAAUCACAAGAGAGAGCCCAGCAGCAAGGCCAUCAGUCCUCAGUGUAUGAGCUGCUGCAGAACAGUGAUUGCAGACCUGGUCAUCUUGCAUCCGCAGGCUGUUUUCAACCAAAAUGUUUCAGUCUACCUGAAAUCACUUCCCUUAACAAAAGCAACACCAGUGACAUAAAACAUUUUCAGCGUAGGUCAGGAAAUUUCCGUGAGCGGAUGACUCAUAAAGAUGAGUACAGCUUGGGAAUCAAGUCUGGCUGGACUUUGCUGCAAGAUUUGUGCCAAGAAUUGUCUAUGAAUAAUGGAGGCAAGCAGACCAGGCAAAGCAAGUUACUCUUUGUCCUCUCUGAAAACAUUCCUAGUGAGGAAAGUGCCUCCCACAAUGUUCCUCAUGGUGCACCAACCUCAAAGUUUUGUGGUGCGCAGCAAGUCGAGAGAGAGUUAGCUGCUAAAAAAGUUAACUUUCCACAGUCCCUGAUGAAUACCAACACAGAAGCAACCAGUGGGUUGGGCUAUUUUUACCACAGACUCUCAGACCUUUAUAAAGAUACCUGCAGUCACCUGCUGCAGUCUGGCACAGAGGUGAUCCGCCUAGUCAGGCACGUGGGGAGCCUGCGUGACCCCAGUGAGCUCACCUCCCAUGUGAUCACAUUUAUCAGAAGACUGCCAUUUCUGAAACACUUUCCCCUAGACACAUCCCUGAAGACACACGGACUGUCAGCAGAGUCUCAUUCUUUCCCUGGAGAAGCUCAAGUGGGCAGCAGCAACAGUGAGGAGGCAGGUGCUGCUUGGCCAGGAGAGAGCUCUGCGCCUUUCAGAGCCCCAGGCCUCACUGUGGCCUCUGCACCUGCGGGAUCACCAGGCUCCUUCCCGAGCUCAGUCUGCCACCUAGAAUACGAAGGUGCUAGACAGAGCUGUGCAUUUAAGCAGACCCUGGUACAGUUUCCAGCCCAGAUGCUGAAACUUCAGGAGCACCCUUUAGAAGACUUUCUUGAGCACGUGGCUUGCUCCCUACCAGAACUUGGGGGCGAUGUGAACAAAGUGCAGGGUGUUUACUGGCUUGCUGUUGCCACCUAUACUGAACCUGACCCACAACCAGCGUGUUUUCUCCUGCUUCAUUCCAUUUUAUACACUUUGGUUCUGUCAGAUAACCCGUCAGGCUCAGUGGCUGUUUUUCAUUCUCUACCUCUUUCUGGACUAGAGGAGAUUCAAAUUGGCUUUGGUGGGCAGAGCAUUAGAUUCCUGGGCUCUACAGAGAGUCUGCAGCUCACUGUAUUUAGUUACAACAAAGACCUCUGUCAGCAGAUAUGCCGUGACAUCCUGGGUGUCCUGAUGCCUGAGUCUGAUGUUGCUGCCUGUACUAACCAUCCUUUGUUCCAACAAGAUCUGGUUCAGCUCUCUCUGGAUUGGAAAGCAGAAGUCCCUGAUUUAGUUUUGGCAAAUGGAGUUCGGUUGUCAUCCAGAUUCCGGAAUACCUUGGUUGACAUGAUUUAUAUUCUUCAUGGAAACAUGGAAGUCAACAUCCCCUCUCUGGCAGAGGUUCAGUUAUUGCUCUACACGACUGUCAGAGUUGAGGGUGACCCUGGCCCAGACCAGUGCCAGUCGUUGGUCCUUCUAAACACCCACAUUGCCCUUCUGAGGGAAGAUCGAGUUUUCUAUCCCCGCACUCAGUCUCUAAACAUACCUCCUUCACGAACACAAUUUGACGUGACCAGAUGCCGUGCUUUAAGCGAAUUCAGGUGUGUUGUUGUUCCAGAGAAGAAAACAUUGUCAACCGUUGAACUUGUCUUCUUCAAUAAACACAAAGUCUCAUCAGGUUCAAGAAAUGGUGCUAAGCACUUUGAGGAAGCGCAGAACAUCCAGUUAUUCACCAGCAUGCUGUGUCUUCAGGGCAGUCAGAACAUGGCACCUGAUAUCUGGAAAAUGACCCUCAGCUCUCAUGAUGAGGCUCUGUGGCUCAUCUCACAUUUGACAAGGCUCGAAGGAGGAAACUUGUAAAAAUAUUCUGCAUGUUUUUUGAGAUUUUUAAUAAAAUGAACAUUAUGUUAAUAGUCAAGGACUAGGAAUAUCUUUGUGAUUUAAAAUUGGAAAAGUGCAGACCUCUAAAAUUGAAAAUGUAAAUAUUUUAAAUAUCUACAAUAAAAGAAAAAUAGGGGAUAGCUGAGCACUGAUAAAAUAUCUUUAUCACCACUCUACUUCAUUUUCUUGAACCUCAGCCUUGUAAA
Molecule: messenger RNA, 8082 nt
Organism: Nyctereutes procyonoides (raccoon dog)
Lineage: Eukaryota; Metazoa; Chordata; Mammalia; Carnivora; Canidae
Gene: KIF16B
Product: kinesin family member 16B
Exons: 22
Coding region: 2531-7855 (1774 amino acids)
Biological process (GO): microtubule-based movement
Molecular function (GO): ATP binding; microtubule motor activity; phosphatidylinositol binding
Source: RefSeq, a predicted model, not a curated record